This is a messenger RNA of Saccostrea cuccullata (small rock oyster), 3815 nucleotides long. RefSeq lists its product as uncharacterized. The transcript is spliced from 8 exons. Gene Ontology annotation, molecular function: GTP binding; protein binding; zinc ion binding. Lineage: Eukaryota; Metazoa; Mollusca; Bivalvia; Ostreida; Ostreidae. The record is from RefSeq and is a predicted model, not a curated record.
AUGGAAUCAUUUGCGCUUGCUGUCCUUGCAUUACUGUCAGAAUCAGAAGCGGCCAGAAGAAGUUGUAAAAAUAAAGAACAGUUAGGGUUAGAACAGAUUGGAAGAAAACUUUUACAUCUCCGAAUUAGAAUGGAUGAAGUGAUUUGUGACAACCCUCUUGAUAAAGAUACAAGCGAUGACAGUGAUGUACAAAAAGAAAAGUUAAAAACUGAUGAUAGUUGCCCAGCAAGGCAUUGCGAUCUUUGCCAUGAUAUAGGGGAAUCAGCAUAUGCCACUUUGGUUUGUAAGCAGGAACAGCUAUACCUUUGUAAGCCUUGCGGAAAGCGUCAUAACAUUCAGCGUUCGACCCAGUCACAUGUUGUCAUUGAUAUUAAAGAUUAUGAAGAGAACAAGUUAUUCUGCGAAAUUUGUGAGAGUCAAAAUGAAAAGGUACCAGUCUAUGGAUUCUGUGAAACAUGCGAAGAUCCAGAAUAUCUGUGCCAACCUUGUUCAAGAAGACAUACAGCAUCGAAAUUUUUCAAAAAUCACUCAAUCUGCACCAACCUAGAUAAACUGAAUUAUGUUCUGAACUCAAAAUCUGCACAGGACGCAAAGAAUGACAAGGAUAGAGAUACGAAAACAAUGAAUUGUAGCCUUUGCACUGAUAUCGGGGAAUAUCGAGUAGCAUCCUGCUUCUGUUCAUCUUGUGACAUACCUGAACCAUUGUGUGAUGAAUGCAGUCGACAUCACACCCGACAAAGGAAUAUGCGCGACCAUUCACUGUCCACUGAUAUGCAAGCUUUUGUUUCUAUUCUAAAACACAAAACAAUUAAAUGCGAGUUGUGUCUACUUGAUGGCGAGCACAAGCCUGCUAGUUCCUUUUGUCUAACAUGCGAAGAACCAGAGGCACUAUGCGAUGGAUGUUCCUCCCAACAUAUUAGACAAAGAACAUUCAGAAAUCAUCAGAUAAGCAAUGAUAUAGCAAAGUUACCUAAAAAGAAAAAAAUCUUGUGCGAACCUUGUACUAUUGAGGGGGUUAGAUCUCCCGCCAAUUUUUUUUGUAAAGACUGUGAUGAUCCAGAACCUUUAUGCAAGGAUUGCGCACGUCAGCACACAAGGCAACGCCAGUUCAGGGAACAUUCAAUAUGCGAUGAUAUAAAUAAAAUGACCCUGAAAUCAGGAAUAGUAUCUCGUGUUUUAUGCGCUGUAUGCAAGGAAGAAGACACAGAUUCUGAAGCUUCUUGUUUUUGUCAAGAUUGCAGUGAUCAAGAACCUUUUUGCCCAGAGUGUGCCAGACAGCAUAUUAGACAGAAAAGCUUCCGAAGUCAUAAACUGUGUAAAGAUUUAUCACUUUUACAAGACUCAGGAAAGGAAAAAGUUUUUUGCAAUAUUUGCAAAAAAGACAGCAAGAAUAUUCCUGCUGAUGUAUAUUGUAAAGAUUGUUUAAAGCCUGAGCCAUUGUGUAACAGUUGCGCCCGUCAACAUGUAAAGCAAAAACAAUUUCGAAAUCAUGGAAUGUGCAAAGAUAUAGCGCAUUUUAUCAAAUAUCAAAAGCUAGAUGAAAAGGCUUGUGACAUUUGCAAGAUUGAUGGAAAACAUUCAAAAGCAACGAAAUAUUGCCGUGACUGUGAGGAGCUUUUGUGCAAAAAGUGUGAAGAUACACAUCUCAAAUUUAGCUUUGAUCAUGUACUUACUGACAAUUUAGGCAGCAGUGCACUUUGUGAGCCAUGUAAAAGGGGAAAUAAAAAAUCAUCAGCGAAUUCAUUUUGCGAAAAUUGCGAGGAACCAAUGUGCAAAACAUGUUCAGAACAACACCUGAAACAAAAACCUUCUAGAGACCAUGUCAUUUGCAACAAUAUUUUAAAAUUUCUCAAACCAAAAUCAGAAAAAGAAACUGGCGAAAAAAAUCCAAUGGAAAGCUUGGAGUUGGAGGAUAGCUCAGAAAGAAACAAAAAAGGAAGUAGGAUUGAAACUAAAAUCAAGAUACGUAACAAACCAACUAUACUAAAUAGGAAGUCCGAUUCAAUUGAGUUGUUUUGGGAAGUAAUAGAGGAGGAAAUUGAUUUUUAUCAAAUAAGAUAUAAAAGCCCAAAAGGAAAUGACAAAUGGAAGUUCUGUGAAACGAAUGAUUCAACCAACACAUUCGUGGUAAGUGGACUUAAGGCAAAUACUGCCUAUAUUUUUCAAGUUCGAAGUGUGGCCAAUGACAUAGAAGGAUUUUACAGUGAACAAAGCGAUCCUAUUUACACAACCAAGUCCUUAGCAACAAAGAUGCUCGAUUUCUCUGUCAUAAUACCAAAUACAGAUCCAGUAAAGUACCAAUUAGCAGCAGAGGAAAAUAUACAUGCCCGUAAUAGUCAUGCAAAGACAAGGCAACUUAUUCUAGGAAACCCUUCAAUUGGAAGUGCAUGUGAAAAAACAAUUAUGCUUGUUGGUGAGUCAGGCUCGGGAAAGAGUACUCUGGUGGACAGUAUUAUGAAUUAUAUUUUGGAUUUCAGUUUUGAAGACCCUUUUCGAUUCACGCUGGUCAAAGUAGAUCGUGACGAAAAGAAGAUUGAUAAUCACGCAGAGUAUGAAACAGAGUGGAUCACCAUAUACAAGAUCGCCCCACAGGAAGGAGGUCGACUGGACUACACUCUCAACAUCAUAGACAUACCAUGAUUCGGAGAUACACGUAAAAUCCAGAAGAACAAGGCAAUUGUUGAUCAAAUAAGUCAUUUAUUUUCAACUGAAGGCAAACAAGGCGUAUCAUUCAUAGAUGCUGUUUGUUUUAUUGUCAAAGCCCCUGACACACGUCUUACAUCUACCCAGAGAUAUAUGUUUCAUUCAAUAAUGUCCCUUCUCGGAAAAGACAUUGAAUCAAAUAUUUUUACACUGAUAACCUUUGCCGAUAUAGCAGAGCCUCCCGUUCUCUCCUGUCUAAAAGCAGCCAAUUUACUUUUUGAGUCCUGGUAUCCUUUCAAUAAUUCUGCUUUAUCUACAAGCAAUAAGAAUUUGCAGAACACUUCUCUAUCCCAUAUGUUUUGGGAAUGGGGUUAUGUGAGUUUUAAAAAUUUCUUUGAAAAAAUGAAAUCAUUUGAAACAAAGAGCCUUAUGCAAACCAAAGACGUGAUGAAACAAAGAGAGCGUUUACAGUCGGUUUUAACAAAAAUUCAGCCCCUGGUCAAUGCAGGUCUAAUGAAACUUAAUGAAUUACAAAAUACAUUAAAUCUUUUCAAAAAACAUCAGAAUGAUAUUGAAAGUAACAAGGAUUUUACAUACGAAGCAGAAAUCACAAGGCAGAUUAAGCUUGAACUGCCCAUAGGGCAGCAUGUUACCUAUUGUCUCAUUUGCAACAUGUCUUGCCAUGAAAACUGUGAAUUUGUCGAUGAUGACCAAAACAGCCGUUGCUCUGCAAUGGAUUCAGAGGGUAAUUGCAAGGUCUGUACCGGCAAAUGCCAUUGGAAACAGCAUAAAAACGGAAAAUAUAUUUUUAAAUAUAUCACCGAGAAAAAAAUGAAAACUAAUCAAGAAAAGAAAAAACUUUACGAAAAGGCAAUGGGAGAGAAAAUGGCAAAUGAAAAAUAUUUGAAAGAAAUUGAAGCUGACAUAGAUUGCCUUGAUGACACGAUUAGUAGAAUGAUGGACGAAAUGGCAAUGUGCAAAAAUAGGUUGAAAGAAAUUGCUUUAAGACCUGACCCUCUCUCAACUGUUGAGCACAUUGACCAAAUGAUACAAGCCGAAGAAAUCAAUAAGCAAGUAGGCUAUGAAAAAAAGAAUAAAGAUGCUUAAUGAAUUCAAACAAUUUGCCCAAAUUAAUAAAAGAGUCGAAAACCUUGGACAGAAUAUGCAGAAAG